Camponotus floridanus (Florida carpenter ant) is the source of this 692-nucleotide messenger RNA. RefSeq lists its product as uncharacterized. The transcript has 5 exons. Bases 93 to 500 code for a protein of 135 amino acids. Lineage: Eukaryota; Metazoa; Arthropoda; Insecta; Hymenoptera; Formicidae. The record is from RefSeq and is a predicted model, not a curated record.
UUGCAGAAAAUAUUGAAAUAGAAUCAUCUUCAUCUCAAAAAAAAGAUCACAUUUCAAAAAUUAUUAAUAAUAAUGACAUCGAAUAUAAAUCAAUGUGCGAAGACAAUGAUCAUCAAGAUUACAAUAAUAAUUAUUUAUCAAUGACGAAACAGAAGCGCGACAAAAUUGCAGAUGGCUGCCAACAUCAAUCUAAAAAAAAUUGCAUGACAAGAAUUAUAAAUGGGCAAAUAGUAGAUUCGCAUUACGAGGAAGUCUUUACAAAAAGCGAGUUAUUUGAUAGUCGAAGAGAAAAUCGCCAAUUGCUUCAUGAUACAAAUAAUAUCAUUCAAAAUUGUUACGAGAAUCCCCCAAUUAUAACGAAUCGAAUAAAACCAGUUCUGCUGCGAGUUGUAAACUGGUUCUUUGGUGGUUGUCCAGAAGCCUCGAGACGACACCAAGAGCAGAUCGAUGAGAUCGAAAAAGAGGAAAUUUUCAAGUCCACCAACACGUGGCUCCUCUAAGCGAACGAAUUGUAUCUAUUGUAGUAAGGAUGUCGAUAAACGUAGAGAAUCGUAUCUUUACUUUUAUUCGUGAAAGUAACAUAAAAAUAAUUUUAACGUUAUAUCACAUUGUUAAAUUAUCAACAAUUGUAGAACAAUAUUUUUAAAUUCACAUAGCAACAAUUCUUAUUAUAUCCUUUUCAUCAUUUGUCA